AUGGCGGGUUCCACGACUGAUGCUACUGCGGAAGGCAGCAAAGGCACAGAGAUGAUGGCAGUGAUGUGGUCAAUGACUACUCUUGCCACCAUCCUGGUCGUCAGUCGCUUAUGUGUCCGGCAGCGAAUAUUGCACAGCUUUGGGUUGGACGACUGGUUAAUCGGAGCAUCCAUGCGACUGUAUCCGUGGUCCAUGGAUAUGGACAACAUACGAAAACUCUGA
Molecule: messenger RNA, 222 nt
Organism: Penicillium soppii
Lineage: Eukaryota; Fungi; Ascomycota; Eurotiomycetes; Eurotiales; Aspergillaceae
Exons: 2
Coding region: 1-222 (73 amino acids)
Source: RefSeq, a predicted model, not a curated record